This is a messenger RNA of Fimicolochytrium jonesii, 2375 nucleotides long. RefSeq lists its product as uncharacterized. The transcript has a single exon. Lineage: Eukaryota; Fungi; Chytridiomycota; Chytridiomycetes; Spizellomycetales; Powellomycetaceae. The record is from RefSeq and is a predicted model, not a curated record. The coding region runs from base 484 to 2130 and encodes 548 amino acids.
GGCGGCCCGAUUGUUUUGCAGCCAUGGUUGGAUUGAGCGAGGCCUCCCUGUUGCAAGAGCAAUAAUAAGGGAAUCCACGGCGGGUGGGGCUGCUGUCCGUGUUCCCCGUGCGCGUCCACGUUCGGCCGUGGCAGAGGCCUCUUUUCCCUCCUAAAAGAAAGGCAACACCCAGCCCCGCAAACUCAUUACGCUCAGCACUCCACUCCGACACCAGCACAGCCCGACUGUAUCGGUAUAUACUCGCUGGGUGGUGAGCUAUCGAAACCUGAGUCAAACUCACACCGAAAAGAAGAAGUUGUUUUGGUCAGAGAAAGCAAGAUCGUCUAUCGCCACUUUUGUCCUGGGAAAACUUCACACUCCGCCGCAACUGGAAAGACACUCAUUGGGGGCCGAAGAGAAGCGGUAUCCUUUUCCUCAGCGCAUUAAGAGCGAUUCCAGACGCAUACCAGUCCCUAUCACUGUCACAAACAGCCGAACGAGGGAAUGUCCUCACACGGGGCUCCUGCCGUCAUGUACACCAACCAGCGUUUCUCGUCGCAUCCCGAAGCCCCCAGAUACCCCACCUCCAAACCACCACCGUCCCACCCGCUACCGGCACCUCCUGCGGGGUUCGCCGAAACAAGCCCUGUCGAACCACAACGGCGGGCGGACUCUGGAAUAGCUGAGAUGGAGGAGGAGAAGCUGCCGGAGAUGUUGCGCGGCGGCCGCAAGUCGUCAUACGGAGCAACUACGUCUCCCACUGCUUAUGGCCAGCAACAGCAAGUACCAUCCGUAGUGCAAAAAGGAGACCCUAGCGCCAUGUCUCUUGCGCUAGAUCUCCUGUUGACAGAUCUGGAGGGGACGAUAGACUCGUUAACAAAGGAUCAGUAUGGCAGACCACUGCAGCAGCAGGAGCCCGGUUCUGCCUCAAUGUCGCCACGCCCUCGCCGUCAAACGAACCCGUCCAUCCCCAGGAGAAACGAUACCCCACCGUUCAACGCGGACGAAUACGCAGAAGAACGACGACACCUGUCAACCCCUGACACUAUCAUGUCGGAGGAACCGGCGGGCUUCACGCAUCCGGCCUCUGGCCAGCAGUAUUACAUGGGGACGGGCGCUACACCCCCUCGACAUCAAUUGCAAAGGCUUCCAGUGAACGGGCUGAGUCAGAUGUCUGGUCGAACAUCUACUUUGAGCGGCAACAGCGAUGGGACGCAAUUGGCUUCCGCGAAUUCUCAAAACCAGUAUUCGACAAGCGUGGGUAGCAGCACGGCGUACACGCACCGCCCACGAAUGAACUCAGUCUCCAACGUCAGCGCGCACUCACACGGGUCCGGCGGUCUCUCCUACACCAGCACUCAAAGUCGCGCGUCCACACCCUCCCUCUGCUCCGGGUCCGAGUCACUCCCCUUCUGGGCCGCACCCCCCGUCACAUCCUCCGCCAACGCCUCCUCCUCCAAUACCCCCUUCAGCUCGCCCAAAACCCUCGGCUCCCUGAUGCGUCUCCCCGGCGCCAAGCACGGCCAGCUGAUGGUCAUGUCCGCCGGCGGUAUAUUCGGCAAACAGAGCUGGAAACCGCGCUACUACGUGCUGGCCAACUACCGCCUCUACUCCUUCAAAUCCAACGACGAGAAGCAGCAGACCGCUACGCAGGGCACCUAUCUGCAGUUCACCCCCAACUCGCAGGCAGCCGUCUCUGAAAAGGGAUUCGGCGUCGUCGAGGUGACCGGCCAAACAUGGAUGGGCGACGGCGCCAUGGUCCCGCGCACCUGCGUCGACACCGUCUGGGCCCUCCAAUCCUCCGGGCAGGAAGAGAUGAUGGACUGGCUCAACGCGUUCCGAUUCACCAUCUCCAGCCUCGCGAGCAUGGUCCGCGGCGACGGCGAGUACAUGUACCCUGAAAACCAUCACCACCCGCAGGAGAUGCUCGAACAGUCGUACUACCCGCCGUCGUCCCGACAAAGCGUGCCUGCGCGCCCACACGCGGAGAAGAAGAGCGAGUGGCCGACCUCGGCGUCCGCGGAGAAGAAGAGCGAGUGGCCCACCAGUUCGAACAAGAAGAGCGAGUGGCCGACCUCGUCGAAUAAGAAGAAGGAGAAGAAAGCGUUGCCCGCGGGCGGCAUGCUGCCGUAUGGGAGUGUUUACUUCUAGGGGGAGGUUUUUGGAAGCAUUUGCCGUAGUUUACACUAGCUUCUUGACGGCGUACUCGUUAGUGGACCCGCAAAUGUUGUAGGCUUCGUAGCAUUUCAUCCGAACCCUUUUGCUGGAUUCCCCCACAUCACUGUUUAUAGUCUUUCCCCCGCUAUCUGCAGCACAUCACUUCCCCCCCCUCACAUUUGUAUAUAUGCCCGCCUCUACCCAUAGAGAUACCACUGAAUCAUAGUCACUUAUUUCAC